AUGGUUGAACCAACUGUAAAAUUCAUUAGAUCCUUAAUAAUUUAAUUAAAUGUAAAAAUUAUUUAUAUAAAUAGAAAAGCUAAAGAUUUUUAACUGAUAAUUCUGAAAGACUAUAAAUAACAUUUAUUAAUAAGAUAAAGCAUUUGAUUUCUUAAAUCAUUUAAUUUUUAAGCUAAGAAGUAUUAAGAUAAAUAGUAGAACCAAUUUUAAUGUAGAAUAAGAAAAUUUAUGAAUGGGUUCAAUAUUUUCUAUCCCUUUAAUAUAAUAAUGAAUAAGAGAUAAUAAUUAUAGAAUUAAUAACUAUGUUUUAUAUAAAUUAAAUAGUUACAAAGGAAAAUAUAUCAUAAUAAACUACAAUAAUCAACAUAAUAAGUUUAUUUUAAAAUAAUAAUAAUUUGAACAAUAAAAUUUUAGAAACUAUCAAACCUACUUUAUUAUCUUCAAUAUAUUCAAAUUUAGCUUAAUUUAUAGAGGAAACAGAAAGAAAAAACGAAGAAGUUCAUAAUAUGGGUUUAAUGCUUGAUUUUUUAUAUUUCCAAGAAUAGAUAUUACAUCCAGUAAUUUUGUAAUUUAUUAAAUGUGAAUAUUUGGAUUUGAGAUUAAAGAUUGUACAAUUGCUUAAGAAAUUUAAGCCUGAGUGA
Messenger RNA from Paramecium pentaurelia, 641 nucleotides. The record is from the annotation of a GenBank genome assembly. NCBI's taxonomy places the organism in Eukaryota, Ciliophora, Oligohymenophorea, Peniculida, Parameciidae.